AUGCAGUUCAUCUCGUCGCCACGUCAGAUGCUCAAGAUCGCCAUGCUCUCCGCGAUCUUCUGCUUCUCCGUCGUCUGCGGGAACAUGUCACUACGAUACAUCCCCGUCUCUUUUAACCAGGCAAUCGGAGCCACAACCCCGGCCUUCACGGCCCUAUUCGUCGUCAUCAUCACCUUUCGCACCGAAGCAGCCACCACCUACCUCACACUCGUCCCUGUCGUCCUGGGAAUAGUCAUAGCCAGCAACUCGGAACCUUCCUUCCACCUUCUCGGCGUGAUCAUGUGCUUCGCGUCGACCGCUGCUCGCGCGCUGAAAUCCGUUGUACAGGGGCUGCUUCUAACGAGUGAUAAUGAAAAGCUACACUCCAUGAACCUGCUGCUGUAUAUGUCGCCGCUCGCGGUAGUGAUGCUGCUUCCAGCGAGUCUGUUUAUAGAGGGGAAUGUGCUGGCGGUGGUGGUGACGAAAGCAAGGGAAUCUCCUUGGAUUCUGGUUUACCUGGUGGCGAAUGCUGCAUUCGCCUACUUCACGAAUUUGACGAAUUUUCUGGUUACCAAGCACACCAGCGCGCUUACCCUUCAG
Messenger RNA from Closterium sp. NIES-65, 579 nucleotides. NCBI's taxonomy places the organism in Eukaryota, Viridiplantae, Streptophyta, Zygnematophyceae, Desmidiales, Closteriaceae. The record is from the annotation of a GenBank genome assembly.